This is a messenger RNA of Hermetia illucens (black soldier fly), 1670 nucleotides long. RefSeq lists its product as uncharacterized. The transcript has 3 exons. Gene Ontology annotation, cellular component: cytoplasm; nucleoplasm. Gene Ontology annotation, biological process: regulation of ERK1 and ERK2 cascade; protein dephosphorylation; negative regulation of SCF-dependent proteasomal ubiquitin-dependent catabolic process. The record is from RefSeq and is a predicted model, not a curated record. Gene Ontology annotation, molecular function: F-box domain binding; protein tyrosine/serine/threonine phosphatase activity. NCBI's taxonomy places the organism in Eukaryota, Metazoa, Arthropoda, Insecta, Diptera, Stratiomyidae. The coding region runs from base 128 to 1030 and encodes 300 amino acids.
UAAUUAUUGACUGCAUUGAGAAAAGUUGUUUCGCGAGAUUGGUCUGAAAGUUUUGUUAGCCGUGUAGUGAACAUUGAGUGGAAAAUCGUGUUAUUUGGCGUUGAACGUACAAAAUACCGACUCGAAAAUGCUUCCAGACGGGCCUAAUACGUCGGAAACCCAAAUGUCACUGCCAGCACUGCCGUUAACACAAAAUCGUUUACUAUCAGCUCCACCAUUAACCGUAUCCGCGUUAGCAAAUAAUCUCACAAAUUCAAAUGAAAUACUCAUCGAGAAAAUAAUACCGGGCAUCCACUUCUCAAAAUCGAAUAAUUUCUGGACACCAGAUCGUCUUCAAUCGCACGGAUUUACACAUAUAAUCAACAUCGACAGACAUAUUACACAGAGAUUAGAGGCAGCCAGAAAAGACUAUGCAGCUCCAUCGGAUAUAUCGUCAUCUACAGUGAACGAUAGAUUAACAGAUUCAUCGAUCAUCUCAACCAAUAAACAAUCAUUUUUAUAUGAAACACAGAAGACUAGUAAAAAUGCACCAGUUAAUACGUUAGAAUUGAAUUUCGGCGAGGAGUCGUUUUUGACAACAGUUCUUCCCAAUUGCUAUAAAGCUGUGAAAUUUAUUGACAAAGCACUACAGAACGGUGGUGCUAUUUUGGUUAUUGAUCAAUUUAAUGAUCAGAAAUGUUUGACAAUUGUGAUUGGAUAUUUAAUGUACAAAAAUAAUAUCAAUUUUAAUGAUGCUUUUCAACGUGUUAAGAGCAUUUUCAAGAAGGCUGAACUCGAACCAUUUUUUAUUAGUCAACUUUACGAAUAUGAGCCAAUUUUACAAGUUGAACGUGCUCAAUCGCGCGGUCACAGUUGCUCACGUGAACUUCGAAGUGCGCAACUGAAGCGCAAGAAAAUACAUGACGAUACUUUUUCCCCGCAAAACGACUUCAAUUAUAAUCUUCAACCGUUUUUGAUUGCAACAAGCAACACCCAACAUUCUCAUUACCAAUCAUACAGUGAUAAUAGCAGCGACGUUGCGAUGGAAUAAUAGUUGAUAAUUCACUGAUGCGUAUCCUAUAAUUUAAAAAUCGAAAAUAUUAGUGAUGAUACUGGGAUGUCAUGAGAAAGCUAAAUAUUCGUUAAGGGAGUUGUACUUUAUGAUAGUUUCAUUCAGCAAACUUUUUCCAAUUUGCAUAACAUUAGUUUUAUAGUGUAAUUAAUUUAAGCGGUGAUUUAUGUACCUUUUUUAAUUAUAGUUUUAGUAUUUAGUCAAAAUAUUUCGUAUGAGCCAACAGUAACAGAACAAGAAACAUUUUUAUAUGGUGAUUCGAUUCAUGUACUGACAAUGUUUUGGAUUUUAGUAGAUUUCGUAUGUCAUGGUGCUUAUUUAAAUUUAGUAAGGAUGAACGUACAUUUUCUUUAUCAAAGCCAGUGUUUCUGGAUUGUCUUUCAUAAAUGCUUUUUCUAUGUCUACCUGGAACCAAGCGUUGAAAACAGUUUUUUGUCGAUAUUCUGGCAUUUGCACAUGAUGUUUUUAAAGAAACUGAACUUAUCCAAAAAAAAAGCGAAAUCAUGGUAGUGUCUACUGCAUUUCACUAUAGACGAAUUCAUGUUUCGAAUGUACUAGAUAUUUUUAUAUGGACUCAAACAGUGACGAUAUACAAUAAAUAAUUGAACAAACUUGGAAA